GUUAUAAACAUCUGGGCGGAAGGGUUUUGUGAUUAUAGGGUAAAGUUCGCGAGCGCUUUUUUGACUUCACAAACAAGUAAAAAGCUUUUUUUUUGCUCGAUCUCGUCUAAUAAAAUGUUUGCACUCAAAACAUUCAAGAGGUUUUCUCCUGUCACAAAAUGUGUUCAUUUACGGAGUAAGCUAGUGUUUACUUUGUCAAUGGCAAGAAUGCAGCAUUCACAGCAUGGGGAAACAACAGCACCCUUUCGACCCGAAACGUCCACGGCAACGACGCUGAUGGACAUCGGAACCAGACGGAUCUUCUCAGAGGAACACGACCUUUUCCGUCAGAACGUCCGACGCUUCUUUCAGGAAGAAGUUGUUCCCUAUCACGCCGAAUGGGAGAAAGCAGGUGAGGUAAGCAGAGAGGUUUGGGAAAAGGCUGGAGAACAGGGAUUGUUGGGAAUAUUUACUCCUGAAGAGCACGGAGGGAUUGGAGGAGACGUGCUGUCUGCUGCAAUAGUGUGGGAGGAGCAAAUGUACUCAAACUGCAGUGGUCCGGGUUUCUCUCUCCACUCUGAGAUCAUCAUGCCUUACAUCAGUCACUAUGGCUCUAGUGCUCAGAUCGAGCGUUAUAUUCCGCAGAUGACUGCUGGGAAAUGCAUUGGAGCCAUCGCUAUGACAGAACCUGGAGCCGGCAGUGAUCUCCAAGGAGUGAAGACAUAUGCAAAAAGAGAUGGCACAGACUGGAUUCUUAAUGGAAGCAAGGUGUUUAUCACUAAUGGCUGGAUGAGUGAUGUUGUGAUCGUAGUCACAGUGACGAAUCGUGAAGCGAAGACGGCAGCUCACGGCAUUAGUCUCUUCCUGGUUGACAACGGCACUAAGGGCUUCAACAAGGGCCGGAAGCUGGAGAAGAUCGGUCUCAAAGCUCAGGAUACAGCAGAGCUGUUUUUUGAGGACGUGCGUUUGCCGGCUGAUGCUCUCUUGGGUCAGAUCAAUAAAGGAUUCUAUUAUCUGAUGAAUGAGCUGCCACAGGAGCGUCUUAUUAUAGCAGUCAUGGCUCUUGCCAGCUGUGAGUUCAUGUUUGAGGAGACGAAGAACUACGUGAUGCAGAGGAAAGCAUUUGGCAAGACCAUUGCUGACCUGCAGACGGUGCAGCACAGACUGGCAGAGUUGAAGACAGAGAUCUGUGUUGGUCGAGCAUUUGUUGACAGCUGUCUUCAGCUCCACAGUGAGAGAAAGCUGGACUCAAGCACGGCGUCUAUGGCCAAAUACUGGGCUUCAGAUUUACAGAAUAAAGUUGCCUCUCAGUGCCUGCAGCUUCACGGUGGAUGGGGAUACAUGUGGGAAUAUCCAAUAGCCAAGGCUUUUGUGGACUCUCGAGUGCAGCCCAUCUACGGAGGAACCAACGAGAUCAUGAAGGAACUCAUCGCACGCAAUAUUGUUAGUCAAAAAUAAACCUGUGUGUCUGGUGCCUCCAAAUGAUAUUAAUAGUUUGUGGUACAAGUCAGAGCUCUCAGAAACUUCAGAGGUGUAAUAAGCACAUGGACACUCCUUUUACAAUUUUGUCAUGAUGUGAGCGCUCGUUUAUGCACGUUUAGGGACAAAAAGUAACAAUAAUUAUUUUUAUUAUAAACUGCAAACAAAUUCUGUUAUAGCAAUUUACUGUUAAUUGUUGUUAAUGAUGCACUGGAUGAGAUUUGGGUUUGAAUGUAUAAAGUUCACAAGAGAACCCAGUGCAGGCUAACAUCUCUGCCUGUCUCUGACUUCAAUCUCUACUCUUCAACACAACAGUCACCCACACAAACACACCUCAGAGCACUUGACUGUCUGACUUAUGACAGCGGUUUGAUUGCUGUUUUCUGCAUUUACAUUUAUUUCUUUGUAUUUUAUCUCACCCAUGUAAUGCCAACCCUUAAAUCUACAAAAGCUCUUGUUGACAAUUAACAUCGGUUGAGAUGUUGAUCUCUUCUUUUAUUUAAAAUCACCAUUAUAGCGCUCUGAUCAAGGUCUGGUUUAGUUAAGCUCUUUACCUUUGGUUUAAUUGUAAUACUGUCAUAGCUUUUCUUAAUGUACAUUUAUUAGUGGAUAAUAAGAUGCCAAGUUAGAGGAAGGUUGUUGUGACAGUGAUCAUCACUCAGGACUUCGAUCAGAUUUUCGAAUAAAUUUGCUGGUAUUUUAUACAGUACACCUAUUGGGUGUCUGCAAAGAAGAAUGUCUCUCUGUUCAGCUUUGUGCCAGACAAACUAUUUUCACCACUUAAAACAUAAAUAUUUUGUUAAGUUCAGAUAUUUUUGUAGAAAUGUACAUGUAUAUUUUUUAAAUGAAUGGAUUUAAAAGUCUAUGAACAAAUUAAUCUCUAAAAAGACGAUUUAGAUGGCCGUCAUAGUGUUUGUGUUUCAUUCUCUUCUGGUGAGCUCUUAACAGAUUUAUUCUGUUAUUUACAGUUGAUGUUUGACUGUAAGAUAGUAUAAAAAAGUUCUUGAAUUUUG
Molecule: messenger RNA, 2471 nt
Organism: Triplophysa dalaica
Lineage: Eukaryota; Metazoa; Chordata; Actinopteri; Cypriniformes; Nemacheilidae
Gene: acadl
Product: acyl-CoA dehydrogenase long chain
Exons: 12
Coding region: 115-1437 (440 amino acids)
Biological process (GO): long-chain fatty acid catabolic process; carnitine metabolic process, CoA-linked; fatty acid beta-oxidation using acyl-CoA dehydrogenase
Cellular component (GO): mitochondrion
Molecular function (GO): long-chain fatty acyl-CoA dehydrogenase activity; flavin adenine dinucleotide binding
Source: RefSeq, a predicted model, not a curated record